Molecule: messenger RNA, 3797 nt
Organism: Thunnus maccoyii (southern bluefin tuna)
Lineage: Eukaryota; Metazoa; Chordata; Actinopteri; Scombriformes; Scombridae
Gene: nt5c1aa
Product: 5'-nucleotidase, cytosolic IAa
Exons: 6
Coding region: 476-1594 (372 amino acids)
Biological process (GO): adenosine metabolic process; nucleotide metabolic process
Cellular component (GO): cytosol; cytoplasm
Molecular function (GO): magnesium ion binding; nucleotide binding; 5'-nucleotidase activity
Source: RefSeq, a predicted model, not a curated record
GCGUUGGGAGAGAGAGACAGAGAGAUAGCAGCAGAUGGACUAGAGCCUGCAACACAUUUACAAGGGAUAGACUGUAUGUGUGACAGUGUGUGUGUAUGCGUGCAUAACAGGGACGCUGCAUGUAGGAUAAUGGUUGUGAAUGACUGAGGGUGUAACAGCGAGCGUCUUUCAUGUCCUCUGGAAUUUAGUGCGGUGAGCAGUAAUCCUCUUGAGGAAAAGAGGGACACAGAAGAGUGAGCACUUUUACUCUUCACACUUCUGCUGCUUUCACAGGGCAGGUGCAAGCCCUCCAAGCUACUGUAGUGAGCCUGUUAUCAUGAUAGGAGUAUCUCGAUAAAUGCUACAAACUGUAGCAGGACAUUUUGUUCAUCUGGUUGCAGUGUUUGACCCAAGAAGAGACUUGUGUGUUUAUAACAGAUAGAGCAGUCAGGGCGGUUCAGAGGGCACCAUUGGGAGCACGGAAGGGGGAUUCUCUAUGGUGAAGAUGAGUCUGGACCCCGUACAGGUGAUGAGUGGCCAGGUCAAGGAGCUAAAAGUUUCCCCGUCUUCCAACGGGGACAGCAGAGGAUCAUGGGAAGUAAAAGAAGAGUUUGAUCAAGACCACCGGGGCCUCACCGCCAAGCCAAAAUCACCUAAGCCAGAAAAUGCAGUGACCAUUGCUGUUUCUUCUCGGGUCCUGUUUCGAACUGAGCGGGAGCAGAGGGUAUUCGAGCAGCAAGGCGUGGAGGAGUAUCUGAGAUACCAAAUCGAACAUGAGAACGAACCCUUUGCCCCUGGACCUGCAUUCGCCUUUGUCAAGGCUCUGGAGGCGGUCAACACUCGCCUGCGGGAGCUGUAUCCACAAAGUGAAGAACUGUUCGACAUUGUUUUGGUGACAUACAACCAUGCACACGUAGGGAUCCGGCUCAUCAACACCAUCAACCAUCACAACUUGUUCAUCGAGAGGUUUUGUAUGACAGGGGGAAGCAGUCCUAUCGGCUACCUGAAGGCCUGGCUCACUGACCUCUACCUGUCUGCUGACGCCGAAAAGGUCAGGGAGGCGCUGUCUGAAGGCAUUGCAGCAGCCACGAUGUUCAUGCCAGAGAAGAUGACGGAGGUAUCAGAGUCUCAGCUGAGGGUGGCGUUCGAUGGUGAUGCUGUUCUCUUCUCUGAUGAGUCCGAGCGCAUCUUCAAGGCCCAUGGGCUGGACAAGUUCUUUGAACAUGAGAGGGAACAUGAGGACACACUACUGGAUCAUGGUCCCCUGAAGGGCUUCCUGGAGGCACUUGGGAAGCUCCAGAAAAAGUUCUAUGCUAAAGGCCAGCGCCUGAAUUGUCCAAUCCGGACCUACUUGGUUACAGCUCGUAGCGCAGCCAGCUCCGGGAUUCGGGCACUGAAGACACUUAGGGCCUGGGGUUUGGAGAUCGACGAGGCCUUGUUCCUAGCAGGGGCAGCAAAGGGCCCCAUGCUUGAGAAGAUAAGACCUCACAUCUACUUUGACGAUCAGAUGUUUCAUGUGGAGGGAGCGGCAGAGAUGGGUACCAUUGCUGCCCAUGUGCCCUACGGCAUUGCACAGAAACAUAACCCCAAACAGAGUACUAGUGUGGGGAAGUAGACGGAAGGACUUCAGAUGCUAAUGGCACAGACAUCCAGAAAGAAACACAGCAGGAGAAGAGGGAUGGAGAAACAUCUUGGAGAGGAACAAGUUGUGCAAAGAGGGGUUUCAGGAAGCGAGGAAAGAUGAACUUGUACUGUAAAGUAUGUGGAAAUGCAUCAUUUCCAUAUUGUAGCAAUUCUAUUAUUUGUUUUUAAGUUUGUUUUAUCACAAUGUAAACUGUCUCAGCUUAAUGCUAUCAUGUUAGGAGUUAGAUACAGGUCUGGGUAGAGGUCAAGUAGAGGUCUGGAACCCAAGAUGACCUGGAUGCCACAAUCUACUGAAUACUAAAGUGUUUUUAUCAAAUUUCGCUUUGUAUGGGACUUUAAAGGUGCUUGGUUUCCAUGGUGACCUGACUCUAUAACUCUCACCACUACUCGUGUUGAUUAAGAAGACACCUCUUUAGCGAAUGCUUGAGGAUACCGAAUGAAUGGUCUCACUGAUUUCUGUUUUAAGUAAAGCACAGAGACUACACUGUAUGUCGUCAAUAAAUGAGCCAUAAGCACAAUAUAGAGACAUAAUAAGGUAAAAGUUAUAGUGAUGUAUUGUAGAGAGUUAUAAUUGAAAUUAUGUGUCAAUCAGUUUGACUUCACAGGAAUGUAAAACUGUUUGUUUGCUAGUAUACUAAAUGUAUUUCAUAUUACUGAAGAAAACAACAUAAUAUUAUUUUAUUAUUCUGUUAGUCCAAAACAAAUAAUAGAAAGCUAUAAGUUUCAGUUUGUGCCUUAGUUUCAAUGAAUACACUGUUUUAGCCGUGAUAGCAGUGUGGUUGCCCCAACUCUUUGUCCAGAGUGAAAUAUUUUGGCAAUUAUUGGAUAAAUUACCAUAAAAUUCAAUACAGAGAAUGAAACCUAAUGCAUUUCUGUGCUCCCUCACUUUUCAUGUAGCUUCACAUCUCUAAAGCUAAAGUUAAUGGCCAAACCCCCCCUAGCCUCAGCUGUACACAAUACCAUUAAUAUGCUACAUAUUCUUCUGUUAGCAUGUUAAAUGUAUUUCAUAUUUAUGAAGAUAGCAUCUUAUUUUACUCUUAUGUCAGUCCAAAACAAAUAUAGACAGCCAAACAUUUCAGUGGGUGCCUUUAGUUUCAAUGAAUACAUUAUUUAUGGCCAUGCUGCUAGCAUGGCCGUAAAUAGUGUAUUCAUUGAAACUAUCUCAAUAUGUUGAUAAUUUGGAAUUUGGUGUCCAUUACUUUUCAUGUACCACCAGGAACAGGUCAAAAUUGUACAAAACUUAGGUUCAACACUUAGGUUCAUGGCAGUGAAGGUGGAAUUGGCAUGAAAGCUAAGUCUCACAUGUUGGUCUGAGAUUACGUAAAAUGGCUGUUUGAUGUACAGUAAAAAAACAUGGCUGUGCCUCAAUGAGGUCAAAUGUUAGGCUACAUGUUUUGCCGCAUUAGUGGUAUGAAUAUAAAAACUGUCAUGUUUUAGCUCUUUUUUUAGCUAUUUUUAAUCCAUCCAACAAUUAAGCUUUCUAAAUGAUUAUAGUCUCACAGGGCUGCUAGCUAGCAUGGCUAGUUUGUAAGUCAACCUGCUGGCUAAAGGUGUUGUGGCUCCUGAAGUGAAGUCACAUAAACUGAUGUGCAAUAAGCAGCUAUCUUGAUUUUACUGCCAUCUCCUGUACAUCAAGGCUAGUACAAAUGCUAGGUGGCACUGAUUGAUAUUUUAAAAUGUUACCAAUUUAACUGUCUGGCAAUCAAUACCUAAUUGGCACUGAAUACCUUAUUUAAGUUAUGAAUUAUGUUUGAUUGAAAAACCUGAAUUUGUCUUUCACUGACAAAAAGGCCGCAGUGGCCUUUUGAAAAUGCCAAUCCACUUCACAUCACUUUGUCUCCACCGGCAAGUCUUCAGAUAUCUUCCACCUAUAUUUAGCGAUGGUUCAUUACAGCUCAUCAGCCUUCUGAGGGCCUCAAAGAUGACAAGCAAUCCCCCAAUAAUUUCACAGAACACAUAAUUAAACAGAUGUUUCUUUUGGCAGACAUUAGCCCUAAAAUGAUGGUUGAGUUAUAAGACAAAAAAGUUUAAACAGGAUGAGCUAAUCUGCAAGGUGCCAUUCAGGGAAGGUUGGACUAUUUUAAUUUCAUCUGUUCAUGAUGACUUUAUUGAUCUUUGAUUUUAAUGGCUUUGCAAAGAAAAUGUACAUGAACAAUAAAUAAAGAUGUAAAUUA